This is a messenger RNA of Monodelphis domestica (gray short-tailed opossum), 7777 nucleotides long. It is a transcript of the gene TLR8, whose product is annotated as toll like receptor 8. Gene Ontology annotation, cellular component: plasma membrane. Gene Ontology annotation, biological process: toll-like receptor signaling pathway; canonical NF-kappaB signal transduction; positive regulation of interleukin-6 production. Gene Ontology annotation, molecular function: protein binding; pattern recognition receptor activity. The record is from RefSeq and is a predicted model, not a curated record. Lineage: Eukaryota; Metazoa; Chordata; Mammalia; Didelphimorphia; Didelphidae.
AAGCCCCAAGGAAGGGGAAACCACUUUCAAGUAUCUUCCCAGUUUCUGAAGGACUUGUGAUCUACUCAGAGCAUUAUUUCCCAAACCAUUUCAUUCCCUGCCUCCUAGUAAAUUCCCAGGCACAUUGGCCUGGGAGCAUGGGAAAUUCUACAUUCCUGUUGAAAACUGGCACACACAGAAUAGGCAUUUUUAAAGUGCAUAAUAUUGUACUAUGAUCAUCUGUGAAAACUUGGCUUCUCUUAACAAUGCGCAGAUCUGGGGCAAUUCUGAGACGGGAAUUCAAUUCUGAGAUGGGAAAUGCUGUCCACCGCCAGAGAAAGAACUGUUGGAAUCAUCUUUCAUAUCAGCAUAUUUGCAGUUUUAUUUUGGGGUUUUGGUUAUGUAUGAGUGUACUAUGACCAAUAUGGAAGUGGGUUUUGCAUGAAAAUAAAAAAAAUUUAAGUGCAUUAUUACAAUGAAGAAGACUAAAGAAAAAAAUUAAAAAGAAGGAAGAACAAGGACCUGGCAGUGUUAAGGGUAGGGCAGUCAAAACUUAGUUUGGGGAAGUUGGUGUUUUUUCCCAGGAACUGGGGGAAGGGAAGAGGGCAAACAUUCUUCUUCUAUUCCCUACCUCCACCCUAAGUAGUAUCUGCUGCCUGACCAACCCAAUCCCUCAUCAGAUCACUGGGAAACCAAGAUCCAUGGUUACAGCUGUCAUAUCCUUCUCUUGGGGCAUACCUUUGCCCCAGGUCACAGUUUCCCUCACCAUAUCAACCAGUCUGGUGAUCUGUUGUAAUAUAGACCAGUAAGGAGGGUCACUCCCACCUACACUGGGGAACUGGUAGGAGAGGGAGGAAAAGGGUUGAGAGGAUGAGGGGGAGAAGAGAUUGAUCUCCCCCUCUCUCCCUGCUUGAUAAAGACAACCUGGGUUGGUUUUCCUGAGGGAAAGAGUAUGUCUCCUCAGAGAUCUGGUUUGGGAGAAAUGACCCACUGCCUCCCUUCUUGGUCUUAUCUGUUGUUGAGAAGUGGGACAGAAUUUUCUUCCUCUGGAUUAUCCCAACACCCAUACUCCCAUUUUCCCUUUGAGAUCUGGGUUCAAUUCCCAACCCUAGUCUUAAACUAAUCCCCCUCUUUGGGGAGAGGUAUGGUUCUCCCCAAAUCUUCAGUCCCCUUCUUUGAUGUCAGAAAGUAGGCAGACCUGAUCUAUAUAACUCUUUAAUGGAGAAUCACUCAGGGAAGGGGAAAUAGGUGGGCUGGAUAAGGAAAGUGGGUGGCAGGAAUCCCUAAAAUUACAGAAUGGCCCCCCAAAAUCUUGGGGUCCAGGCUCUAAGCUUUGACCCUUUUUCUGGUCAGCUGCUGGUUAUCCCUAUUCUUGAGCUAAUCUGGUUAUUGGCAAAGUUCAGGACAUUGGGGAGAGAGACGUGGAGAAAGUCCUUAAAGAGAAUUUCCUCAGUAGAUGGCUUUUUUUCAAAGUCCGAUCUAUUAUGUUGAAUUGAGUUGAGUAACUGAUUCCAGGGAUCUCUAGGAAGUCGUUGGUGUCCAAAGGGGAACCUCCAGCCUUUUAGACCUUCCUGUCAGGCUCUCAGCUGAAGGAAUGAUUUGGACCUGGCAGUUUCUCAGUCCUCUCAGUUCCUGUUCCUUUUGGAAUCCUCGAUCUCUUCAAAGAAAUAGCCGCAUGGUCUGUUUCUUGCUUCAUUGGAUCAGAUUUCCUUCUUUUGCAUCUUCCUCUCUUCUGCAAAUUCCUCUCUCUUACACUGUUCUACACAAAACACUGGAGAUCAGUGUAAAUUGAAUGCAAGAAUGGACAGUGAGGACAGUUGGUUGAUGUUGUACCUCCCCAAACACCAAUAAUAAAUUCAGCCCUACUUCUCCUCCAUCUUAUCCUCCAUUGUGUACACUGGAACUUUCCUCCAUUGUUAAGUUCCCAUUCAUCCUAGAUCUUAUUCUGUCAGAUUCCUUCUAUCUUCUGGCACUUCUUGAAAUCAAACUUUAAAGUAUCAAUAUCUCUUGGCAGCCUCUCCAAGGCUAGUUGUUCCUUCUUUCACACACACCCCAGGACAUAGGGCCAAAAGGAAGAUUUGGUAUAAGCUUUGAUCUUCAUUGGCACUUUCAGACUUUCCAUUUGCCAACAAUACUCAGGGACUAUCUCUGCCUCCCCCAAAGUUUACCCAUCCUAUCUAGAUUCUUGCUAUGGUAAUCUACAAGCCUCCAGGUCACCCUCCUUCCUCCCUGAAGUUUGCUCAUGAUCUGAUUCUCCACCCUAAAGUCUUGUGCUCAUCAUAUCCAAUCCUUUCAUCUUAUAAAUGAGCAAACUGAAGAAAACUUAAGUGAUACCCUGUGUCAAACAAUUAGUAUCUGGGCAGAAUCUGAAUAUAAAUAUUCCUGACUCCAGAACUUUAUCCAUUACAUAAUAUAGUCUCAGUAAGCUGAGGUCAAUUGGCAAGGAGAAAAAUGAAUAAAGGCUGUCUCAAUUAAAUUUGUUAUGUGUUGCUUUGUAUCCACAAUGCAUGGAUCUGGAAAGUAUAUAUUUGGUGUUUCAGUUUAUGAUAUCUGGAAAUCAGCUUUGGCUCUAACAUAGUUAUUUAGCAGUGAUGUAAAGUCUCUCAUGCAAUUGGUUCCAAAGGAUAUGUUUUUUUUUUUCACCUACUUACUGUGUAUGACCAGGGGCAAAACACUAACUUCUUGAUGCCCUAGACUCAUAGUGGUGAGCCUGGGCACACAUGCCAGAGGGGGCACUCAGAAUUCUUGCUGUGGGAACACAUGUCAUUGUCCUAGCACAGAGUUCACCAGAGUUUGUUACUAGAAAGCCAGAGGGACAAGAGACUGGAUUUCUCCCCUCCCUCUUCACGUGCAUCUGAGGACAGUUCUCACAUGACCUGCCUCUCUAAAAGGCUUGCCAUCACUCUCCUAGAUGUUUUCAAUGCCUUUUUCAAUGUCUAAGACUUUAAGUCAGAAAGAUGACUUGCUGAUGUGCAUAAACCAUAGCCCUGAAGCUGGAAGAGACCUCAGAAGUCAUCUAAAUCCAACUCCCUAAUUUUACAGAUAAGGAAACAGAGGCUGAAGGAGGUUAUAUGACUUGCUUGUAUCCAUAUAAGAGGGAGAUUUGAACACUAGCCCACAAAUUCACAAAUUCUUUCCAUUGUAACAUGCUGCCUCUACAUUGGACAGUUUCCAGAUAGGAUGUCUUCUGCAUCAGUGAAUGAAAAUAAACCAAUUAUUAAAGACUAAUUUUAUUGUAUUUGGUUGUAAUGGAGGGAAAUAAAUAUUAAACUCUUCUGCCUUUCCCAUGGUUAAAAAAAGAGUUAAAAGCAGACAUUUAUAACGUGAGUUGCUUCCCAAUCCUGGCAUUCCAUAAUUCAUUAUACCAAGAUGAACACUGUGUUGUUUAAACUAGAGCUGGGGCUACCUAGACUCUACUUUUCUUACAGUCCUGACAGUUAUCAACAUACGCUCCAACUGCAGGGAACUUGGAAAUUGCUUUUUUUUUUUUAUGACUCAUUUCUAACAGACUAUUGGGAAGUCGGGUUAUUUAUUUUCUUUAUUUUAUAGCUGGGAGAAACAGGCCUGGAGAAACAACAUGACCUCUCCAUGCUCACUCCACAAGCCAGUGGUUUGGAUCAUUAAAACCUAUUGACCGAUUCAGGGCUUGGUGAUUAGACCACAGAACCACAGGAGCAGGACAUCCAAUGUCUUGUUUCCUCUUUAAAAUUUCUUGUAAAAGGUAUUUUCAAUCUCAUUUAUAUAUUUUUUAAAUUAUAUUCACUAUCUUUUAAAAAAGUAUCUUUGCAGUUCUGACCAGGGUAAAUUCUGGGGAGAGGAGUAAUUAAAAUGCUUUUAAAUCUAGUCCUUCUCGAAGUUUCAAUUUUCAGAUUUCUUUUUUAGAUUUUUUUUGAUGACAGUUAAGUAACCUUCACUUUGCUUCUUCCGUUAUAAACUUCUGCAAAUGACAAAGCAGAUUCUGCAAAGAGGCUAAUUUCGGGAAGUUCGUUGGUUUAUUUUCUCUGUGUCCCUGCAUCUUCACGAUCCUCAUCCACAAUCUCCAGGGUAUGAAAAUAUGCAAGAACAUCGAUGGGGAGAAUAAACACACAAUAAAGAAAGCUGAAUGCACAGGUGUGGAGCGGUUUUCCCACCCUCAAACAGCUGUUAAAGUGACAGAGCUGGGAUUUGAACCCAAGGCGAGAACAAAAAUUGUCCUCAGAUAUGGUAAUCAUGAUUCCUCAAUACUUAAGUUUCACCUGUUUGUGCCUUCUGGUUGCCUGCAGUCCUGAAGUCCUGGACCAUAUAGUUAAUUCCAGGGGUUAUCCCUGCAGUUUCAGAAAGAACAACUCUUUUGUUUUUGCUGACUGCCAAGGUUGUCGACUUCACUCUGUUCCAAUGAUAUUCAAGAAUGUGACAGAAGUAGAUCUUUCUUUCAAUUCCAUCAUGGAAAUAACAAAUAAGUCAUUUGCAGGAUUGCUCAAUCUUACUAAGAUAAACUUAAACAGCAAUGUGGAUUCCCAGGUAGAAAAUAGGGCCAACAAACGAAGAAUGAACAUUUCAGAUGGGGCCUUCUUUAACUUGAAAAAUCUAAGGGACUUGUUACUGGAAGAAAACCUGUUGCAGAAAAUACCUGUUGGUUUGCCACCGUCCUUAACAACACUGAGCCUUGUACUAAAUAACAUUUCCUCCAUAAGCAAAGACAAUAUGUUAGGACUUACUCACUUGAGCAGUCUCUAUUUGGGUUGGAACUGUUUUUAUGGCAAUGGAUGUGAAAGGAAUGUUUCCAUAGAGGAUGGGGCCUUUGAACAUCUUACCAAUUUGACUGUGUUAUCAUUAUCUUUCAAUAACCUUUUGCAUGUGCCCACCAAGCUUCCUCCAUCUCUCAAAGAACUUUACCUCAGCAAUAAUAAGAUCAAAAAUAUCAGUCAAGAUGAUUUGAAAGGUCUGGAAAAUUUAAGGGUUCUGGAUCUCAGUGGGAACUGUCCAAGGUGUUUCAAUUCCCCAUUCCCAUGUGUGCCUUGUGAAAAUGGUGCUUCAAUCCAGAUACAUCCUGAUGCUUUUCAGAAUCUGGCCAAUCUAACCUAUUUGAAUCUCUCCAGCACUUCCCUCAGAAGCAUACCUGUCUCUUGGUUCAGCAAUAUGCCAAAACUAAAGGUACUACAUCUUGAAUUUAAUUACUUAGUACAAGAAAUUGCCACUGGGGGAUUUUUAACAAAAUUGAGGAAUUUAGAAAUUCUUGACCUAUCUUACAACUAUCUCAAAAAUCAGUACCCAUUCUAUAUUACUCUUUCUAGCAAUUUCUCCAAGCUGGACUCUCUCAAAGUAUUACACAUCAGAGGUUAUGUGUUCCAAGAACUCAGGAAAAAGGAUUUUCAGUCCCUGAUGAAGCUUCCAAAAUUACAGAUUAUCAACUUGGGUGUUAACUUCAUCAGUCGUAUUAAUCUCACAUUAUUUAAAGACUUUAGAAAUUUGACUGUGAUUUAUUUGUCAGAAAACAGAAUAUCACCCCCGGUAACAGGUAAAUAUCUGUCAUUCGCUCAUCAUGCGAUUCAUCCACGCUCAGUAGAUACUGAUAAUGAACCAUUAGCUCGUGGAAUAAUAGACCCACAUAAAAACUUUUACCAUUAUUCUCGUCCUUUGGUAAAGCCUGAGUGUUCAUCUUAUGGUAAAGCCUUAGAUCUCAGCUUAAAUAGUAUGUUUUUUAUUAACUCCUUACAAUUUCAAAGUUUCAAUGAUGUAAAGUGUCUGAAUUUAUCUUUUAAUGGUAAUGCACAAGUUUUAAAUGGCAGCGAAUUUUUAUCUAUGCCUCACAUCAAAUAUUUGGACUUGACUCAUAAUCAGUUGGACUUUGAUAGUGACCGUGCUUUUCAAGAAUUACAGGAGUUAGAGGUAUUAGACCUCAGCCAUAAUGAGCAUUACUUUCAAAUAGCAGGGGUAACACACCGAUUAGGGUUUAUUCAAAAUUUAGCCCACCUCAAAGUUUUAAACUUAAGCCAAAAUGACAUUUUUACCUUAACUGAGCAUCAGCUGGAAAGCGACUCCCUGGAAGAAUUAGUUUUCAAAGGCAACCGCCUAGACAUCAUGUGGAUGGAGGAAGAUAAUAGAUACAUUAAGAUUUUUACCAACCUCUCCAACUUGACUCGUCUUGACUUAUCCUUCAACAGGCUUCACACAAUCCCAACUGAGGCAUUCCAUAAUCUACCCCAAAGCCUUGUGGAGCUGAGGCUAAACAAUAACCACCUGAGGGUCUUCAACUGGACAUCACUGCAGUAUUUUCACAACCUCACACUGCUUGACCUACGCUGUAAUUCACUCUUCACCAUAAAACCUGAUCUGUAUGAAUCUUCAGUGCAGACUCUGUUGCUGGGGAAAAACAUAAUUUCACACCUUCCUGAUGGCUUAUUUUCUAAAGCUAAGAAUCUUUACCACCUUGAUUUAAGUUAUAACCUCAUAAAAAUGGUCAACAAGUCAACAUUUCACAUGAAAACCUCAAAUAAUCUUAAGAUUUUGAACCUAAGAGGGAAUCCUUUUGACUGUGUCUGUGAAAUGGGAGAUUUUCGUAAAUGGAUAGACGAAAACCCUAAUGUCACAAUUCCUAGACUGGUAGAUGUCAUUUGUUCUACCCCUGGAGACCAAACAGGUAAAAGCAUUAUGGAAUUGGAGCUAACAACCUGCGUUUCAGAUCUUACUGCCAUCAUCUCUUUUUUCUUUUCAUUCAUUAUUACAGUGACCACUAUGGUAAUGGCCACUUUUCAUCAUUUUUUCUAUUGGGACAUAUGGUAUAUUUAUCACUUGUGCUCAGCAAAAAUAAAAGGUUACAAGUCUCUUUCUACAUCCCAAACAUUCUAUGAUGCUUUUGUUGCUUACGAUACCAAAGACACUUGUGUUACUGACUGGGUAAUAAAUGGGCUCCGAUUUCAACUGGAAGAAAAUGAAGAUAAGAAGGUUUUCCUUUGUCUAGAAGAGAGGGAUUGGGAUCCUGGAAUAGCUAUUAUUGAUAAUCUCAUACAGAGCAUUAAUCAGAGCAAAAAGACAAUAUUUGUCUUAACCAAAAAAUAUGCAAAAAACUGGAAUUUUAAAACCGCUUUUUACUUAGCAUUGCAGAGGCUUAUGGAUGAGAACAUGGAUGUGAUCAUAUUUAUCCUCCUGGAGCCAGUGUUACAGCAUUCUCAGUAUCUGAGACUGAGGAGGAGGAUUUGUAAAAGCUCUGUUCUCAAGUGGCCCGAUAAUCCAAGGGCUGAAGACUUAUUUUGGCAAAGUCUCAAAAAUGUAGUUUUAACAGACAAUGAUACACGAUACAACAAUUUGUAUGUCAAAUUCAUUAAGUGACGUUAAAAAUGGACCUACUACAAAGGGUAGGUGGAGAAAUGAUCAUAUAACUUCUUAGUUUGUUUUAAAAAGGAACAUCUUGUGCAUUUUCUGCUACAUGGACUGCCAAAUCACCACUGUCAUUUAUAGUUCAUCAGUGAACUAUUAAUAUGAUAUGGUCAGGCCUCCCCUUUUCCUGCCGGAGGAAUUAGCUUUGUUGCCUCAGAGGCAACAAAAGGGCUACUGGGACCUGCUUGACCCCUGCCUCUCUUGACACAGCUUCCAGGUAACAUUAAGGGAAUGAAAAGUCCCACCCACAUGAGUUGGGACUUUUCCAAUUUGACAGACUCUUGAAGACAACAUGAAUCAUCAUUCUGCCCCGAUGAACAGACGCAUUUCCAUAUGGAGUCAAAGGGAGCUGCAUGUAUAUAAGUUAAAUGCCACUGUAUCUUUGAUGCAUAGAUUUACUAUGUGUUAGGGCAAAGUAAAUUUCCUUCUGUUAAUUGUGCAA